This is a messenger RNA of Uloborus diversus, 1044 nucleotides long. RefSeq lists its product as uncharacterized. The transcript is spliced from 3 exons. The record is from RefSeq and is a predicted model, not a curated record. NCBI's taxonomy places the organism in Eukaryota, Metazoa, Arthropoda, Arachnida, Araneae, Uloboridae. Bases 1 to 1044 code for a protein of 347 amino acids.
AUGUCGGUAGACCGUGGAUUUACGUGGAUGGAUGAUGAAACUGUCGCUUUGAUUGACAUUUUUUCCAAAGAAGAAAUUCAGCUAGAAUUACUCGGAUCUAAACGUAACAUAACCGUAUAUGAGAGAAUAGCUACAGAGUUGUCUAAUGUAGGAUUUCGGAGAACUGCUUAUCAGUGUCGAGAGAAAAUUAAACGCUUAAGGAAGGAAUAUCAGGUAGCUAAAUACUGUGUGCAGAAUAAUAUUCCCCCGAAAAAACCAAUGAAACAUUUCGAUUUAGUGGAUAAAGUGUUAAAUCGGAAAACGGAGCCAAGUACCUGUGACAUCAGUUUAUUAAACUCUGAUCAGGAAGAUGAGUUCCAUUUCUCAUUCAAUCAUGAUCAAGAAUCAGAUGCAUCCAACAGCUGCACUGGCAUUGAAUCUUUACCUCAGCAAAUUAUUCUUCCUGGGCCAUCUUGUUCACCACUACUUGACGAAAUGGGUUCACCACCGAAUUUGCAUACAGAUAGCAAUGACACUUUGCUGAUGAAUGGGGAGCACAGUUUCGAUUGCUCUGACAAAGAUUCUGCUUUGGAAGAAUGCGAAUCUCCAUGGGUUCCAAAUGUUGUUUUAGUAGAAAAUGAUUUAGAGAAUGGGACACUGGAACAACCCUCUACGGAUCCUGACACAUUUGAAAGUCAAUUCAGUGAAGCUGAAAGACUUCCCGAUUUUCUUCAAGAACAUCAAAAAUCACCAGCUUUUGCAGAUUCAGAAACAGCUACAGGGAAAAGAAAAAAGACUGCAUCUGCUCGUAAAUUGCUACAGAAUGUUGUAGAUAAUGUGACUGAGAAUUUUCUUAAAUACCAAGAAAAUGCCGAGUCUCGAUUUUUAGAAAGGUUCACGCAGAUCGAGCAGGAAAGGAUGAGAAAAGAGGAAAGCAUGCAAAAGCUAUGGAUGGAGUUUGAAGAAAGGCGGAGGAAAGAAGAACAGGAACAUGAACUACGAAUGAUGUCUCUUUUUGGCCAAUUUUUAUGCCAAAUGAAUGAUAAAGAUAUUGCAAGAACAUAG